Molecule: messenger RNA, 1065 nt
Organism: Lasiosphaeria miniovina
Lineage: Eukaryota; Fungi; Ascomycota; Sordariomycetes; Sordariales; Lasiosphaeriaceae
Exons: 2
Coding region: 1-1065 (354 amino acids)
Biological process (GO): regulation of transcription by RNA polymerase II
Molecular function (GO): RNA polymerase II cis-regulatory region sequence-specific DNA binding; DNA-binding transcription factor activity, RNA polymerase II-specific
Source: RefSeq, a predicted model, not a curated record
AUGGACACGCCGUCUCAUUUCUUCAAUGACUGCAUCGACUUUGAAGACCCAAUCUCCUACCACAGUCCAGAGCAUGAUGCAGCAGUAGACCGCGGUGGCGCCAUGCAUUCGUUCCAGCCGUGCAACGGGAAAAUAGGUCUCGACAGCUCGCCCACGUCCGCGGGCGAUAGAGGCUUGGACUCGAGGCCAUGCGCGUGGGACGACUUUGCCGAGCACAUGGGAGCUAUGCCAGCUGACCACAGGCCAAUGUUUGUCGACCCCGGACUGUACGGCGGUGAAAGCGAGAACGAAGACAUGCAGAUGCAGGCCCUGUCCAUGGACAUGUCCCGGCCCUCCACUCGGAGAACAUCGAGCAGCAAGUCGAGCUCGCAGAGGACUACAAAGUCGGCCAGCGUGUCGGCAGACACCACCCCACCAGAUCAGGGCCCGCCCAAGAAGAACAAGUCGAGGAAAGCCAAGAAAGAGGUCGGCAUGGAGGACGAGCACAAGAGGAACAAGUUCCUCGAGCGAAACCGCGUGGCUGCCAGCAAAUGCCGAGAGAAGAAGAAGAAGUUUGUCUCUAGCUUGGAGGAGAACAAAAUCGGCCUCGAAGCGCAACACGCACAACUACUGAUAGAGUAUAACGACUUGGAUAGCGAGGUCAAAGGCCUGAAGUAUCACUUGAUGGCCCACGCCAAGUGCAACGACCCGAACAUUGACCAGUGGCUCAACAACGAGGCCAGGCGGAUUGUCCAAACCUCCAACGAGCCUUUCGGCCCGUCAUUCGCCAACGCCAACUUCGGCCAGGCUAGCCAGUCUGGGAUAUCAACCAGCUCUCCGAGCAGCCGAAACCCCAGCAUCGCCUCAGCUUACCAAGCUCUGCAAGGUGUCCAGUUUGAUAGCAUUGGCCCGGGGGAGAGACAGGGCAGUAUGGCCUACACUAACGGGCCUUCGUUCUACACGCCACCCACCGAUGGUGGAUUCCCUAGCCUCAGUUCUCCCACUUUCAAGAGAGAGCCGGGCAUCAACUAUGACCAUAUGCCUGACGCAAUGUUCAGUCCUGAGCAUUCAACAUUUGGAGGAUGA